AUGCCGGGCUUCUUGGACAAGGAGCUGGCAUGGCGAAGCUGCUCCCCGCGUUAUCAGUACAUUUUCGUGUUCGACCCGUUGCGCAGAUUCAUCCUGCAGAAGGUAUUUCCCGUGCAAUUCACACUCGGCGUCCUCGGCAAUUCGCUCAUCUUUUGGGUGCUGACCUCCGACGAUGCGGCCAACAUCGCCUCGGAUUUGUUGGCCGCCGUCUCGCUGUGCGACACCAUGUUUCUCUUUAUGAUGGUGCCCCACUCGUUGGCGUCAUUCGAUGGGCUGGCCGGGAUGUAUCAUUUCCGCUUCUUCUACAUCAAGACCAAGCAGCACAUGGCCGCCAUGGCGAAUUGGAUGAGUGCGGCUGCGAUAUGGCUAAUCCUGGCCGUGUCUCUGGAGCGUUUUCUGAUCGUCCGAUCGCCGUUGCGCUCGAAACUCUAUUGGGAGAGGGGGCGGAUGGCGUUGGUGUUGGGCAGCGUCUUCCUCAUCACCGGCGUGUUGACGAUCUACCAUCACUUCGAGUAUGACUGUCAGAUGGUAUCGUUCUGUAAUGGGACCCAGGUGAUGGAUUUCUGCUAUCCGACAACUGAAGCGCAUCCGGCAGAAUUCGGCUCCCGAAUCGAGUACCGCCCUUCGAAGAUGGUCCAGCUCUACAUACGAUCAUCUACGUUUUUUAAUGCGGUGCUGGUGGUUCUUCUCCCCAUGGUCCUGGUGGUGGUCAUCAACAUUUCUCUUCUCCGUGUUCUGCAUAAGAAUGACCAAACCCUGGAGAACGGGCUUCUCACCUCAUCACUAGCACGGACUCAACAGAAGACUCGCCGUCGCGUGACUGCUACCGUUGCCGCAAUCGGAUUGUGCUUUGCCAUCACCCAGGGCCCAUCGGCCGUGAUGGCAAUCUGGGAACUCGUCGCCGGCUUUGACAACGUCGGCCCAUUUUUCUACAAAAUAUCCAGCAUCACGAACAGCCUGGUGGUGAUGGGGAAGAGCCUGAACUUUGUGCUCUUCUGUCUCUCCUCCGAGCAUUUCCGCCAAAAAUGUCUUCGCUCGUUUGCCCGCACAUUUCCUACCCUGUCCCGCUCGGUGUCGCGCUUCUCACGGCAUCGUUCGUCGGCUCGCGGCUCGCUGCAGGGUGGCGGCAGCGUUCAUCUACGGCCGCAGCCUGGGAAAAUCUGGAUAGUGUUGGCGAUCUGCGGCGUGAUCUACGUGAGCAGUUUGUACUUCUUCUCCGAGUUCUUCUACAACGCCUACAGCAAGAAGCGGUCCCCGACGAAGGCUCAAAAGGCAGAG
Molecule: messenger RNA, 1278 nt
Organism: Mesorhabditis spiculigera
Lineage: Eukaryota; Metazoa; Nematoda; Chromadorea; Rhabditida; Rhabditidae
Source: the annotation of a GenBank genome assembly